AUGGGAAGCAUCGCACAGCUGGUGAGCUCAAAACGCUACUUGCCACUACCAAAUUACCGAAUAGAGAGCGGGCGUUGUUCGGUCUGGGCGAGUAGCCCCGGCAGGCGGCACGCGGUGGCCGGGCGGAAGCACGGCCCCAGCUCUCUGAUUUUGUGUCCUUUCGUCCGUUUUCAGGAUAUUCAGCACACGGAGGAGUUCUUCAUCAAACCCGAGUCCCGCGUGGCCCAGCUGGACACGUCGCAGUGGCCGCUGCUGUUGAAGAACUUUGACAAGUUAAAUGUGUUGACAGCACACUACACACCCCUUCCUUCUGGUGCUAAUCCGCUGAAGAGAGAGAUCUCUGACUACGUUAGGUCAGGCUUUAUUAACCUCGACAAACCUUCCAAUCCAUCUUCGCACGAGGUGGUUGCAUGGAUCCGACGCAUCCUUCGAGUGGAGAAGACUGGACAUAGUGGCACUCUGGAUCCUAAGGUGACUGGGUGCCUGAUUGUGUGCAUUGAGAGGGCGACACGACUGGUCAAAUCUCAGCAGAGUGCAGGCAAAGAGUAUGUGGGAAUUGUUCGGCUGCACAAUGCAAUUGAAAGUGAGGCCCAGCUGGCCAGGGCAAUAGAAACUCUGACAGGCGCACUGUUUCAGCGACCGCCCCUCAUUGCUGCUGUGAAGCGACAGCUGAGAGUCAGAACCAUCUAUGAGAGCAAGCUAGUGGAGUAUGACCCUGAAAGAAGAUUAGGUAUCUUCUGGGUGAGCUGUGAAGCAGGCACGUACAUCCGAACACUCUGUGUUCACCUUGGCUUGCUGCUGGGUGUUGGAGGCCAGAUGCAAGAGCUCCGGAGAGUGCGCUCAGGGAUUCUGGGAGAGAAGGACAACAUGGUGACUAUGCAUGAUGUACUGGACGCGCAGUGGCAGUACGACAACAACAAGGAUGAUAGCUACCUGCGAAGGGUUAUCCUGCCCUUAGAGAAGCUACUGACUUCACACAAGCGGCUAGUUAUGAAAGACAGUGCGGUUAAUGCCAUUUGCUAUGGAGCCAAGAUCAUGUUGCCUGGUGUCCUGAGGUAUGAAGAUGGCAUUGAGCUUAAUCAGGAGAUUGUUGUCAUCACCACAAAAGGAGAAGCCAUAUGCCUAGCGGUUGCCUUGAUGACCACCGCGGUCAUUUCCACCUGUGACCAUGGAGUUGUGGCGAAGAUCAAGAGAGUGAUCAUGGAGAGAGACACGUAUCCCCGCAAAUGGGGCCUCGGUCCCAAGGCCAGCCAGAAGAAGAUGAUGAUCCAGAAGGGUCUGUUGGACAAGCACGGGAAGCCCAACGAGAGCACGCCGGACUCCUGGAAGAAGGAGUACGUGGAUUACAGGUGAGCAGAGGGUGGUGGGCUCAGGGCGACGUGCCGAGGGGCGGCUCCGUGCAGCGAGGCCGUCUCGGAGCCGGAGAGGGCGCCGAAAAGGAAACGAGAGUCGGAGAGUGAAAGUGAGGAGGCUGUCACCCCACCGUCCCCUGCCACCCCACCGCCAGAGGAGCUGAGCAAAAAGGAAAAGAAAAAGAGGAAGAAAGACAAGAAGGCCAAAGAGGCUGCCGAGAGUGGGGGAGAGCAAAUGGAAGUGACCAGUGAGACCAGCACCAAGAAGAAGAAGAAGAAACAAAAGGAGGUAGAAGAGAGCUCGGAGUAAGCGACUGGACCUGUCCAAAGCAGGCGACCUCAUCGGUGGGGAGGGAGGAGUCUGAGGCCUUGAGGAAAAAGAGGACUGGCAGCGGGGCCAGCACGUUCCAGGCUCCUUUUCCGCUGUGUAUAUGAGCGAGAGGGUGUGUUCGCCCAGAGUAUGCCCUGUUUAGGUGCCUCUCCUCAUCCUGUUUUAAGGGUAGCCAGAGGAGAGGGGUGCCUGCCUGACUGCCCCUGCACUGGACUGCUCUGUGAAGCUGGAUGCCUUGAUGCCAAUAGAAGUGGUAUCUUCAGGGAA
Messenger RNA from Struthio camelus australis, 1950 nucleotides. The record is from RefSeq and is a predicted model, not a curated record. Lineage: Eukaryota; Metazoa; Chordata; Aves; Struthioniformes; Struthionidae.